This is a messenger RNA of Marmota flaviventris (yellow-bellied marmot), 4767 nucleotides long. The record is from RefSeq and is a predicted model, not a curated record. NCBI's taxonomy places the organism in Eukaryota, Metazoa, Chordata, Mammalia, Rodentia, Sciuridae.
ACUGGAGCGCGGAGUCCGCUGUCAUCGCCGGAGGGAGACGCAGAGCCCCCUGAGUCCUGGUCUACCGGUGCCCAGGCGCCCCCUUCCCGAGGCCACCUAGCGCCCGCCCCCUGCCGCGAGCCAAGGCCAGCGCCCCGCCCGGAGAUGGGCAGACGCGUAGAUGGCGCGGCUCCCGGCGCCGCCAGAUCGCAGGAGCCCGGCGCCGGGGCGCUGCGCUGAGGCUCCCGCUCGGCGCGGCCCCAGAAGCCUGCAGGUGUCCUUGGCCUCUCGGCCGCCGCCGGGGAGACUCCUUCGCCAGCACCUAGAGCCCCGCUACCCGGAGCGGCCCCGCCCCCCAGGCUUGGCGCCGCGCAGGACGCCCCGUCUGAGGCCCCCCCGCCGCGGCGCGGCCCCCGCAGCGCAGCGCCCAGCCCAGCGCAGCUCCCAGCGGUGGAUGCAGGACCCGAGGCUCGCUCCUGCGGGCGCGCUUGUUUUCUUACAGUCGCCUCGCCCUGCGCAGCCCCCACCCGCUGGUCCGCUCCGCUGCGCUCAGCCCCUCCCGCCAUCCUUGCCCAGCGCUGGAUUUAUGAAUGGGGGGAAGAGGCCACAUGCCGCCGCCGCCGCCUCGUGUUGACCUCGCGCAGCCCGGGCCCGCCGAGCUCCGGCUGCCCUGAAAUCGUCGGCCCGGCCCCGGCAGCCGCUCGGAGGACUUGUUGCUGCUGCGCUGCCGCCGCGGAGAAACCGGCCGCUCCCGGGCUCCGCGCGGUCUGGGAGCCGGAGGGUGGCUCUUGUGAGUGUGAGCGCGCGCGUGCCCCGGACCCUCGCAGUGUGCCGGGACUGAGCACUUCUUGGUCUUUUGUCGGGUGAGGGGGGGCGUGUCCCUGGCCCGGAGCGGGAGUCUGUGUGUCCCGUCCUAGCCUGCUUGCCGCUACCUCCCCUGGCCCCUUGCUGAGUCCUCUCUGCACCUCCUGCCUCCCGCCCCAGCGUUGCCUACCCAAACCCCAACCACCUGUGCGCCCGAGAAACCCAACUCCUCCCGCUACGCGCCCCGGGGGGAAGACAGGGGCAGGGCCAAGCCGCAGAGGGGGCCGCCGCCGCCUCCUGCCUCCUGCCUCCUCCUCGUCUCCUCCCCCUCCCCCGUCUGACGCUGCCUCCUCUGGAAGGGUGUUUGGAGGGCAGCGGCCGCCCCAAGCCGGAGCCCCGCAGCGCUUCUUAUGAUCAGCUCGGUGUGUGUCUCCUCCUACCGCGGGCGCAAGUCGGGGAACAAGCCUCCGUCCAAAACAUGUCUGAAGGAGGAGAUGGCCAAGGGCGAGGCGUCGGAGAAGAUCAUCAUCAACGUGGGCGGCACGCGACAUGAGACCUACCGCAGCACCCUGCGCACUCUGCCGGGCACCCGCCUCGCCUGGCUGGCUGAUCCCGACGGCGGGGGCCGGCCGGAGUCCGAUGGCGGCGGUGCGGGCAGCAGCGGCAGCAGCGGCGGCGGAGGAUGUGAAUUCUUCUUCGAUCGGCACCCGGGCGUUUUCGCCUACGUGCUCAACUACUACCGCACUGGCAAGCUGCACUGCCCCGCCGACGUGUGCGGGCCGCUCUUUGAGGAGGAGCUCACCUUUUGGGGCAUCGACGAGACCGACGUGGAGCCCUGCUGCUGGAUGACCUACCGCCAGCACCGCGACGCUGAGGAGGCGCUCGACAUCUUCGAAAGCCCAGACGGGGGUGGCGGUGGAGCGGGGCCCAGCGACGAGGUCGGCGAUGAUGAGCGGGAGCUAGCCCUGCAGCGCCUGGGGCCGCACGAGGGAGGCGCAGGCCCUGGCGCCGGUUCCGGGGGCUGCCGCGGCUGGCAACCACGCAUGUGGGCACUCUUUGAGGAUCCCUACUCCUCCCGGGCGGCCAGGGUGGUAGCAUUCGCCUCCCUCUUCUUCAUCCUGGUGUCCAUCACCACCUUCUGCCUGGAGACUCACGAGGCCUUCAACAUCGACCGCAACGUGACGGAGAUCCACCGGGUGGGGAAUAUCACCAGUGUGCGCUUCCGGCGGGAGGUGGAGACGGAGCCCAUCCUCACCUACAUCGAGGGCGUGUGCGUCCUGUGGUUCACACUGGAGUUCCUGGUGCGCAUCGUGUGCUGCCCCGACACGCUGGACUUUGUCAAGAACCUGCUCAACAUCAUUGACUUUGUGGCCAUCCUGCCCUUCUACCUGGAGGUGGGACUGAGCGGUCUGUCGUCCAAGGCAGCCCGCGACGUGUUGGGUUUCCUGCGCGUUGUGCGCUUCGUGCGCAUCCUGCGGAUCUUCAAGCUCACGCGUCAUUUCGUGGGGCUGCGCGUGCUGGGCCACACGCUCCGCGCCAGCACCAACGAGUUCUUGCUGCUCAUCAUCUUCCUGGCCCUGGGCGUGCUCAUCUUUGCCACCAUGAUCUACUACGCCGAGCGCAUCGGUGCCAGGCCCUCUGACCCACGGGGCAAUGACCACACCGACUUCAAGAAUAUCCCCAUCGGCUUCUGGUGGGCCGUGGUCACCAUGACAACACUGGGCUACGGGGACAUGUACCCCAAGACGUGGUCGGGCAUGCUGGUGGGGGCGCUGUGUGCACUGGCCGGAGUGCUCACCAUCGCCAUGCCUGUGCCGGUCAUCGUCAACAACUUCGGCAUGUACUACUCCCUGGCUAUGGCCAAGCAGAAGCUGCCCAAGAAACGGAAGAAGCAUGUGCCACGGCCACCCCAGCUUGAGUCACCCAUUUACUGCAAGUCCGAGGAGACCUCGCCCCGGGACAGCACCUACAGCGAUACCAGCCCCCCUGCCCGGGAAGAGGGUGUGGUGGAGAGGAAACGGGCAGACUCUAAGCAGAAUGGUGAUGCCAAUGCAGUGCUGUCGGACGAGGAGGGAGCUGGCCUCACCCAGCCCCUGGCCUCCGCCCCUACCCCCGAGGAGCGCCGGGCCCUGCGUCGCUCUGGCACACGGGACAGAAACAAGAAGGCAGCUGCCUGCUUCCUGCUCAGUGCUGGGGACUAUGCCUGUGCCGAUGGCAGUGUCCGGAAAGGCAUAUGCAUCCUCCCUGACCACCAACUGAGGCUGCAAGCCCUCCUUCUGCAAAGACUUGUCCUCCCAUGUUGUGGACAGGAGCUGGGCAUGAUAUGGCUCCAUAUUCUGGUGCCUUACCAGCUCCUUAGGACAGUGGAAUAGUCCAGGGUGGUGAGGGCAGUGCAGCUAUUUGGGGGAAAGCUUAAGGGCUGGCAGUAAUUGGGUCCCAUGAGCCACAGGCUACAUUAAGAAGCUUCGCCACUGCCUCCCUGCUAGGGUGUAGAGUUAUGGUCCUUCUACCGCAUUGCAGCUCUGAAGACCUGAGAGCUAGUAGUUUCUGGAGCUUGGUUACCGGAGCAGAUGUGGAUAUGCACUGCAACCCCUGGGCCCAGAGGGGUGAUGAAGGGCUCACCUCAUUCCUUAACCCAUCCCUAUGCUUUCUGGCCUCUUGGCCCGGGGUUCCCUAUGCCUUCCAGCUCUGCUCCUGGCCUGCUCCUUAGCCCACAGCCUGUGGGUUAGCUGCUGGCUUUCUUCUAACAUGUCACUCUUUGUUUCUCCCUUUCUUUUGCUGAACUCCUUGCCCCCAGAAGGCAAUGUUGAACCGAAAGCGUGCGUCCCAGUGUCUCACACCUGUGCUCUUUAAACACAGAGACCUGCCAAGACGCCCUCUCGUCCAACUAUGCCCAGGCUGAAGUCCUCACUCUCUCUUAAAGUGGCACCAACGUGAGAGAGACAGGCAGACAGACAGAAAGCCAGAGGCUUAGGGAAACUCUGGAACCCAGGCACGAAUCUUUUCACUGGGAAAGACUCAGAUAUCCUUGUUUGCACAAGACUGGUGGAAAACCUCCCAUGCGACCCUCGGGGCCCAGAGCCAUCUGGGUCUGAUGUUCUGUUCUACUGUACAUUGAAGAGAUAUAUAUGCACAUAUAGUAUCUAUAUUCAUACAUACUAUACUCUUGUGUGUAGUGCACGUGCUAUUGGUGGUCUGUCUUCUUUGUAGGCUAUGUCUCCCUGAACCCUCUCCCCACCCCAAGUUUCCUAUCCUCUUUCCCGCAAAGAUUCCUUGUUUCUUCUGACUGUGUGUGGGGAAUGUCCCAGGAAAAGUGCACCUGAGAACCACCCAUCUACCUGGGUGGUCCCAGGAUACUCUCUGGGGGUGUUUACCCUGUCAACAGGUGGUCUGUUGAAGUCUGUAGGCGGCCAGACUGCCCCCCAGGGUCACUGCUCCACUAGCCCACCCCCACCCCAGGUUGGGGUUCUACCUCCCACCCCACACCCCAGUUGUGGGGGGACUUCCAGGGGCUCCUCUGCGGCCUCUUCCACUCCUUCCAACACCCCAUCUGUGUCCUUGAUAGAGGGGGGCAUUUUGUCACUUUCAUUUUUGAUUUAUUUGUUCUGUCUCCUUCAUCCAUUUGUUUUCAAAGAUGCUGCUGGGCAGACGGGCAGGAAAGGGGUCUGUCUGCCCAUCUGGCUCAGGGGUCUGAGAAGGGGACACCUCGGGCAAGAGGAGACCAGUUGCAAUACUGUACUUCCUGGCCGGUGGCCAGAGGAUGCGUGCAAUAGCAGAGGCCAGGUGACCCCUUCAGCCUUGGCCUCGGCCCUCCCCCCUGCCCCUCCCUGGUGUUGGUUAAGUCCUUCUCUCAAGCUGUCUCCUCAUGUGUGUCUGAGGCACGCCUAGGCCGGGCCCUGCUGCCCUGUCUGCAUGCCUUCAACUGUCAUGCUGUGCUCGAACCUCAAUAAAGACAUCGGAGUGUCCUGUUGCUCCUCUAUGUGA